Messenger RNA from Corvus hawaiiensis (hawaiian crow), 1909 nucleotides. Its product is annotated as lymphotoxin-alpha-like. Gene Ontology annotation, cellular component: membrane. The transcript has 6 exons. The record is from RefSeq and is a predicted model, not a curated record. NCBI's taxonomy places the organism in Eukaryota, Metazoa, Chordata, Aves, Passeriformes, Corvidae. Gene Ontology annotation, biological process: immune response. Gene Ontology annotation, molecular function: tumor necrosis factor receptor binding. The coding region runs from base 1046 to 1909 and encodes 287 amino acids.
AGCCCCCUUCACCCCCCCCCCACCGGCCCCGCCAGCCGCCUCCCAGAGACCCCCGUGGAGGAAUUUGGGGUGGAAAGCCGCGUUUCCGGCCCCACGGGGGCGGCACAACGGCCUGGAGCUGCUUCCGCCCUGACUCGACUCCACUUCCGGCGCCCGUGAGGCGACUUCCGCCCGGCCCCUCGUGGGAACCCCCCGGGACCCCCCACAUCCUCUCCGGGAUCCCCUAAAACCCUUCCGGGAACACCGAGCAGCUCCUGCAGGAGGGGGAGGGGUUUUGAUGUGGCAGAGCCGGAACUCCUCAGCGCCUGGGCCGAGCACCGAGAGCCGCUGGAACCCCAAAGAAGGCUGAGGGAACCCCGAAAACGGCCGAAAAUCCCCCCAGGACUCCCACAGCUCUGAAGGAACCCUCGAAAUGGGUCUGGGGGCUCUGAAGAAAGCUUAAACUGCAUCGAGGGAACUCUGAGGAGGACAAAAGACCCCCAAAACUGGGAUUUUGGGGGCUCGAAAGGGUCCCUCCAAACACGGACUUGAGGGGCAGUAAAAAGGGGCUCAGGACCCCCCCAGACUGAGAUCUGUGGGGACAGACCCCCCCCCCGGGGCUGGGGGCAAUAAACGGGGCAGGGCAGGUGCCCCCCCCUCCCGCCAGCGAGAUUUGGGGGCACUGAAGUUUUCCUGGCAGGGAUUUGGGGGCGGAAGCGCCAGAUUUGGGCCUCACCCCCCCAAAGUUUCGGGGUGGCCGUGACACUUUCGGCCCCCCCCCCUGCAGAUUUUCCGGAUCCCCCACAGUGGUUUUGGGGUCCCCCGUGGGCGGUUUUGGGGCCCCCCCCCCCCCCCCCGCUGAUUUUGGGGCCCCACCAGGGCGGUUUGGGUGGUUCCGCUUUUGGGGGGAGCCCCCGCCCCCCCUUCACCACAUCCUUUCCCCCCCCACCCCCGCCGGGUUUUCCCAAUAAGGAGGUCACGGGGGAGGGGGGGUAAUUAAUAGCCUGGCACGCUAAUGAGGCAGCAGUUCAUUAAUUAAGAGAGGGAAAAUCAUGGGCGGGGGGGGAUGGACAGGAGCGGGGUCUUGAGAGAGGAAGGGAGCAGGGGCAGCCCCCACCCCCCAAACCCUGCCCCCCUCCCCCGUGGAGCAGCCGGGGCCCCGCCGGGGGUUUUUCCUGUCCGGGGGACGUCUCGGGGGGUCGGUGACGCCCCGUGCGGGGGCCGGGGUGGCCAUAAAGGCUCCGGGGGGGCUGGGCCAGCUCAGAACCGCCAUGGCCGGGCCCCCCCCGCGGCCCCCCCAGCGCUGCCGUGUCCCCAGCGCCGGCGUCGCCGCGCUCGCCCACGUCCUGCUGCUGCUGCUGCUGCUGCUGCUGCCGCCGGCUCCUGGGGCUGCCACCCGCCUGCCCACCCCGGACCCCCUGGAGACGCUGACCCCGGCUGUGCCAGGGGCCCUCCCGGAGCUGCCGCGGGUGACGAGGGGGGACAAACCGGCUGCUCACGUCGUGGCCUCGACGUGGCCGUCCUCGCGGGUUCCCUGGUGUGGGAGGCGAGCGUGGCCCCCGCGCUGGUGCGGAACGGGGUCCGGCUGCGGGGGAACCGGCUCGUGGUGCCCCGGGACGGGCUCUACUUCGUGUACGCCGCCGCCGCCUUCCAGGGCUCGCGCUGCCCGGCCGGGGCGCGGCGCCGGCCGCUCCGCCUGGCCGUUGUCCCGGCUGUCCCCCGAGUACCCGCGGACGUGCCCCUGCUGCGCGCCGCCCGCUCCGUGUGCCGCGGGGGCAGCCCCGGCGGGCUCUGGGUGGAGUCCCUGUACCAGGGCGCCGUGUUCCAGCUGCGCCGCGGGGACCAGCUGGCCGCCACCACCUCGGCCGGACGCUUCCUGGACCUGCACGGUGCCGGGCAGGCCUACUUCGGGGUGCUGGGCGUGGAUUAG